AUGGGAAAUACACAAUCCCAAGAAGGAUAUCAUGGAAGUAAACACGGGUCGAAGCCGUCAACGGUUUCUUCACCCCCACAAUCGUCUUCUGGUGAAGUUGCCUCGUCGUCCCGAGCGCAGAGUUUGAUUAGUAUAGCGCCUGAAGAAGUUGAGCUGGAAGAACAUGAACCAACCUCGCCUACAGACGCUGUUGAAGGCGAUGAUUCUCAACAAUCAAAGUCAAAAAAGAAAACUCAGACGUCAGCAAAGAAAACGCACGUCCCUUACAAUGGACCGCGUGUUCCUACUGUCAUCCAAUGGAGAGGCAAUGGAAACAAUGUCUAUGUUACAGGAACCUUUUCUCGCUGGAAGAAGAAGGUUCAGCUCUUAAAAGAAGACAACUUCACCGUUCUGUUGCAGUUGAGACCAUGCACACAACGGUUUAAGUUUUUGGUCGACGGCGUUUGGAGAUGCUCACCGGAUUUUCCUACUGCUACGGACGCUGAGGGUAAUUUGUAUAACUACUUGGAAAUUGAUGCGAAUGACAUAACGGAAAUGAAUAUCGACCGGCCUGAUGACAAGGUAAAUGGCCGGGAGAGUGUUGAACGCGAUGAGGAGGCCGAACAAUACGUCUCCGAAAUCCCCGCGUUCUUGUCGAAUAAUGCACUCGGUGAUACGAAACUCCCUUCACCUCCUUCUCUCCCUCCUCAUCUUGAAAAGUGUGUUCUCAACUCGAACACAGCAUACAAGGAAGACCAAUCCGUGCUUCCAAACCCUAACCAUGUGGUACUAAACCAUUUGGCUGCCGCUAAUCUACAGAUGGGUGUGUUGGCUUUGAGUGCUACCACCCGUUAUCAUCGAAAGUACGUCACGACUGCUGUUUUUAAGCCCUUUGAACCUUAA
This is a messenger RNA of Schizosaccharomyces japonicus yFS275, 882 nucleotides long. Its product is annotated as AMP-activated protein kinase beta subunit. Gene Ontology annotation, cellular component: cytoplasm; nucleotide-activated protein kinase complex; nucleus. The transcript has 4 exons. NCBI's taxonomy places the organism in Eukaryota, Fungi, Ascomycota, Schizosaccharomycetes, Schizosaccharomycetales, Schizosaccharomycetaceae. Bases 1 to 882 code for a protein of 293 amino acids. Gene Ontology annotation, biological process: positive regulation of flocculation; signal transduction. The record is from RefSeq and is a predicted model, not a curated record.